AUGGAAGCGAAGGAUGCUGAGGUACCACCUCUGAUCACGGUAAUAAACGAUGAGAAUGAUAUGGAAAGCCUAAAGGAAAUGAGCCACAAGUGCCUGGUGAUCGUCGACUUCUUCGCAACCUGGUGUGGUCCUUGCAAAUCCGUGAAAGUCGCCUACGAGAAACUCGCCGAACAUGAAACCAGUGUCAAGUUCGCGAAGCUUGACAUCGAUGUUUAUGAGGACGCUCCAUCUGAUUAUUCGAUCGUCGCUAUGCCCACAUUCAUGGCGUUUAAAAACGGAGAAAUGGUUGAUUCUGUCGUUGGCCCACACAUCGAACAGGUCAAGCAAAUGGUGGCCCGUCUGAAAUGA
Molecule: messenger RNA, 348 nt
Organism: Echinococcus granulosus
Lineage: Eukaryota; Metazoa; Platyhelminthes; Cestoda; Cyclophyllidea; Taeniidae
Product: Thioredoxin H-type 2
Exons: 3
Coding region: 1-348 (115 amino acids)
Source: RefSeq, a predicted model, not a curated record